AUGGUACACCACUUCAAUGCUGGUGUGAUAAACAGUGGCCUAAACAUUAAGAACAUGGUUCAAAUCAGUAUGGAUGGGCCAAAUGUCAAUUGGAAAUUCUAUGACAAGAUAAAGGUGAAUUUGUCGGAAGAAUUUCAUACAACUCCAAUAAAUGUCGGCUCGUGUGGUAUCCAUACAGUGCAUAACAGCUUUAAGGCAGGUGUUGUGACAACUGAAUGGAAUGUCUCUUCCAUCUUGUCGAGCUUGUAUUAUCAUUUCAAGGACUCUCCUGCCCGAAGGGAGGACUUUGUGAAGGUAACAGGAAGUUCACAACUAGCACUUAAAUUUGUCAGCCACAGAUGGCUAGAGAAUGUUGUUGUCUCAGAAAGGGCCCUUAACAUUUGGAAGAGUAUUGAGUUGUAUGUCAAAGCAGUGAAAGAAAAAAGAAUCCCAAACCCUGGAAACAAGUCAUUUCAAGUGAUAAAAGAAGCAGUGGAUGACAAACUCAUCCUAGCCAAACUACAGUAUUUUAAGUGUAUUGCAAGUCAGUUACAGCUGUUCCUCACCAAUUAUCAAACUGACAAGCCAAUGGUUUGUUUCUUGGCAACUGAUCUCAGUACUGUCCUUAGAGAUCUUAUGAGGAGAUUUAUUAAAGAUGAUGUGCUCUCUAAAGCAACAAAAGUGGAGAAGCUAAUGCUAGUGGAUGUGGAGGACAAGAGCAACCACAAGAGCUACAAGAAAAUUGAUGUAGGGUUCUGCACAGAAAAUGCACUUAAGGAUGCUUGUGCAAAAGCCCAAAAAGAGGGGUCAUCCAUAAGUGACAAACAACUUAUGGCUUUCAGGCUUGAAUGUAAGAGCUUCCUCAUUGCAAUUCUGAAAAAAUUGGUCUUGAAGUGCCCACUAUCUUACUCCCUUGUUCGAAACAUGGUAGCUCUAGAUCCCAGAGAUAUGGCUACUAACCCAAAUAGCUGCAGCGAGAAAUUCAAGAAGAUCCAAACUGUGCUAGUCAAUUCGAACAAAGUAAGGGAUGAAAACUGUGACAAUGUCUUGCAACAAUAUUCUAACUUUUUGGACAGGGUUCCAGUCAUUGGUUCUGACAUAUUUUCAUCUUUCAACCCAAACGUUCAUAGAGUUGAUGAAUUUUGUUCCACCUACAUGAGUGGUGAGAAUUAUGUUGCAUUAUUUGACAUAGUGAAAAUUUUGCUGGUGCUUUCACAUGGGCAGGCAUCUGCAGAGCGGGGAUUUUCUGUCAACAAAGAAAUUGAAGUAGAGAACUUGCAUGAAUACUCUCUGGUAGCUCAGCGUAUCAUUUGUGAUCAUCUAAGGGCAGUUGGUGGAGUUCUCAAUGUGCCAAUUACAAAGAAACUACUUGCGGCAGCAGCUUCAUCACGACAGAAAUAUGAGAAGCAUCUACAGGACCAAAGGGACAAAAAAAAGACACAUGAAGAACAGAGGAAGAGAAAACAUGCCCUGGACGAGAUUGAGGAGCUUAAAGAGAAGAAGAAAAGGAUGAAACUAGAUGUAGACUCUCUCUUGAAGUCAGCAGAUGAUUUGAGCUUCAAAGCCGAGGCAACUGGGCAGCUGACUUUUGUCACUAAGUCCAAUGCUCUUAGAAAGGCAGCCAAAGAGAAGACUCUUCAAUUACAAGAAGUUGAAGACAAAUUAAAUGGAAAGUUAGAAGCUCUAAAGGGCUGCUGA
Pocillopora meandrina is the source of this 1677-nucleotide messenger RNA. The record is from the annotation of a GenBank genome assembly. Lineage: Eukaryota; Metazoa; Cnidaria; Anthozoa; Scleractinia; Pocilloporidae.